Messenger RNA from Cuscuta campestris, 1986 nucleotides. The record is from the annotation of a GenBank genome assembly. NCBI's taxonomy places the organism in Eukaryota, Viridiplantae, Streptophyta, Magnoliopsida, Solanales, Convolvulaceae.
GUAUGAAAAAGUAAAGGGUAAAAGUGGUUUUUAAGGGGAAAAGAAAAGUUUAUUUGGGGACAAAGAAAAAAAGAAAUGGGAAAUUUAUUUAGGGAGGGAGGGAGUAUAAAAAGAAAUUAAAACCCCAAACCUGGCUUUGGAUACACGAGCAAAUUUCAGCCCGUUUUUUUCCUUCGGAGUUCAAUCCCCUUUUCAUCCUCUUCGGCUAGUCGGCUUCUCAAAUGUCAGUUGUAGCUCGACACGUAGUGCGGGGACCUGUAUUUUCAGACAUGGGGCCCAAUAGAUUGAAUUUCUUGGGUUGGCCUCUGCAGCUUUAACCUCGUAUCUGGUCAACCAUCAUCCGCGUAUCCUACCUGCCAUUUAUCCAAAAGUUUGGCAUGUCCUUUCUUCAUAAUUCAUCUUCUCGGAAGGAAUUUGCCAUGAAGUUUAUCUCAAUCUCUACCUACUUCUCAGUCUUCAAGAACCCCAACUUUCAAAUCAGCAAUAGUAUUUUCUUCUCCACGUCCUCGUCUUCGUCAUCAUCUGCUUCACAUCAAUUCGUGACCCAUUUGCAGAGUAAUGGGCCCAAAAUCGAGAAAUCCCUGAUCUCAGUUAAAGCCAAACUGGAUGCCACUUGUGUCACCCAAGUUCUCGAAAGGUUUUCAGUUGAAAACCCCCAAGUAGGCCUGAGAUUCUUCAUAUGGGCGGGUCUUCAACCUUCGUACAGACACUCAACACACAUGUAUAUCAAAGCUUGUAACUUGCUGAAGAUCAAUGAAAACCCUAAAAUUGUUACCGAUGCAAUUGAGGCUUAUGGGUCAGAUGAGGGAUGUGGAGUGAGUGUAAAAAUGUUCAGGGUUGUGUUCAAUUUGUGCAGAGAGGCUAAAGAUGCAGACUUGGGAUUGUGGGUGUUGAGGAAAAUGAAGGAAUACAAUUGUAGGCCCGACGUGAUUGCAUAUAAUGGAGUGAUUAGGUUGCUGUGUAAGAAAGGGGACAUGGAUGAGGCAAUGGAGUUGAUGAGAGAGAUGAGGUUAAUUGAUCUCUAUCCCGAUAUGGCCUCUUAUGUUAUGAUAAUCAAAGGGUUGUGUGACGUGGGCAGGUUGAAAGAGGCUUGUGGGAUGGUUAAGACGAUGAAGGGGCAUGAUUGCUUUCCCGGAACAGUGGUGUAUUCUGCUCUUCUUGAUGGGAUCUCAAGGUUCGGCGAUUUGGAGAGGGCAAUGGAGUUGUUGGAUGAAAUGGAGAAAGAAAGUGGCGACUGCAAACCAAAUGCUGUUACCUAUACCACGCUGAUUCAGGCGUUUGUUGAAAAGAGGGAUUCGUUAGAGGCAGUGGCUAUUCUAGACAAGAUGGCUGCUUUCGGGUGUAAGCCGAAUAGAGUGUUGAUGGCCACUCUGGUGCAGGGACUGUGCAUGGAUGGGCAUAUAGAGGAGGCUCAUAAGGUUGUGGACCGGGUUGGUGGGAAUGGUGGUAUUUCAAAUGACGAGUGCAACAGUUGUCUCGUGUUGUCUUUGUUCCGAGCGGGGAAGGUCAAGGAGGCAGAGGUUGUUUUUAGAAGAAUGUUAGCACGUGGUUUGAAGCCUGACACAAUUUCUUAUGAGACGAUGAUAAAAUGGAUGUGCUCUGAAGGAAAGAAUCUGGAUGUAUAGCCUUGAAUGUAGAAUCUCGUGCCAUUGUUUUCUCUAUGAUUGAAUUCUUAUGUUCUGAUGAAACAAGGCGGCAAACACGGGCUUUUCUGGAGUUGCCUAGCGAGGAGGCUUCUCCCGUGAUGAAGCCGAUGUUUCCACAAUCAAAUGUCAUCGUUUGAAAGGCUGCACCCCCGGGUUUGUGCCAUAUAGAAAUAAUUUUUGGGUUCCAAGAACUCGAUUUGUCUUCACAUCAAUAGACAAUUUACAUCCUCAAAAAGCUAGACCACUCUCACGCUUGGAGGAUUAGAGAUGUCAAAAGUUUUGGAUGGUCUUGAGGUUUGUUGAAAGCUUCAUAAAUGAGCAACAAAGCUUCAUGUAUAUC